Molecule: messenger RNA, 633 nt
Organism: Colletotrichum navitas
Lineage: Eukaryota; Fungi; Ascomycota; Sordariomycetes; Glomerellales; Glomerellaceae
Exons: 1
Coding region: 174-512 (112 amino acids)
Source: RefSeq, a predicted model, not a curated record
GCGUACAAUACCCCCGGAACGUUGCUUCCGAUGCAUCGGUCGGCCGAAGUUAUUGUUUUGCCUGAUUUAUUGUUACCUUGCUUUCUUGCUUUUGUCUUGCUUCCAUCUUUCAGUAUUUCGGAUUCCGAUGGUUAUUUCUCGUACGAUUUCACGUCCACUCUUUAUACCCACCGAUGUCGAAAGGCAGAGGACAAAAAAGAAAAGAUACCUUGUUCGCGGUUUGGUUGAUUGUUUUGAUUCUCCCGGCGCUUCUGAUGACCGCGGUCAUCGGAGGAUACGAAAAAAGAAAAAGGUCGAGGGUUCAUGCGGUUUCGCCUACUGUCUCAAUUUUAACGCUUCAGUCGCUAGGUCUCGCGGCUCAUGGGUCUGGUCGGCCUGUAGCUCCUCUCGCCCUUCUAUUCAGACGGCUUCGAACAACGGACAUACGCCGACACAAGGAGUCGUUGGUUGAGCUCGAUGUCAACUUGGAGGAAAGAUGCGAAAAAAGGUUUAUGCUCUUUAGUGCUGGUUGACCCGGCGAAGCUGCUAGGCGGUGAAAGGGAAAGAUUGUCAUGGCAGCUGGCCAAUGUGGCGCAAGAUUCAGCAACCGGGCUGAACCAUGAGCGGGGAAAUUAUGACGGGACUGUAUUGACG